GUACGCUCGUGCGAUUGGACCGACCAGCCGUGCGGUCUGUUCAUAGAGGUGGACAAGAUCCGUAUUGAAGACCACCUGUGGUUUUGGCAUGGGGUUGAAGCGAAGAAACCCACUCCCUGCAAAUUCGAAGGUUGCCCGGACACAGGGCCGAUGAUGUAUUUGAGCCGUCACAUCGAAGGGGUCCACUUCGCUACAUCCUACCGAUGCCCCUAUUGC
Messenger RNA from Suillus fuscotomentosus, 216 nucleotides. RefSeq lists its product as uncharacterized. The annotation marks the transcript as partial. Lineage: Eukaryota; Fungi; Basidiomycota; Agaricomycetes; Boletales; Suillaceae. The record is from RefSeq and is a predicted model, not a curated record. The transcript has a single exon.